Hemicordylus capensis (graceful crag lizard) is the source of this 3788-nucleotide messenger RNA. RefSeq lists its product as uncharacterized. The transcript is spliced from 10 exons. NCBI's taxonomy places the organism in Eukaryota, Metazoa, Chordata, Lepidosauria, Squamata, Cordylidae. The record is from RefSeq and is a predicted model, not a curated record. The coding region runs from base 221 to 2518 and encodes 765 amino acids.
UCAGGGGGUGGGAUUUAUCAGCUCUGACUUUUUCCAUCGCCUCCCAUUGGCUGCCUUGGUCCGGGACCUUCUUUCUCCAUUGGAGGAAGCGACCGUCAAUUCCCGGAGAAGCGUCCUGAGGCGGUUGUCAUGGAGACCGUGAGGCCUGCCGUGGUGCGGCGUCCCCGGAGUGGAAGAGAAGCCAGCCGGGCUCGAGUCGGGAGCAGCUUGGGAGAGCAGGAUGGCGCCGGGGCCGGGGGGCGACCGCCCGAUGUCCGCUCGGGGGCUCGCCCGCUCGGUGGCUCAUAGGCUAAAAUAUUACGUUGAUGUGAAAAGAAAAGAAGAAUCCUUUGAUUCAUCUGGAGUCCUUGGAGAUGAGACUGAAAGCUCAAGUUUGUCCAUAAAGGAGAAGCAGCAGCUGGAGCACGAUUUUGCCAAAAUUAAAUUGGAAGCAUCCUUGCGUGCAUAUGUGGGCAACGCUAAAGAAUGUAACAGAAAAGUCCAGAAGAGCUUAGAAAAGCAAAAGGAUUUGGAAAAGCUUAUCAGAAAGAUGGCACAGGAUUAUGUACCUGUCAGAACAAAUGAAGGCAAAGUUAAGCAUAAAAAAAGGCGAAAAAAGCAAGUGAGCACUCAUCUUCCUGGGCUCCAUACCAUUGCUACCCCUUGUCUGUCCCCAGAAGAAGUACGGAGACUCAUUUCAUCCGCUUCCAAGCUAAUUGUGGCCGCUACCUCUGAAAUCUCUCCAGAAGAACUGGGAACACAAGAACGCGCUUCAUCUCCAGCGAGAAUUGCUGCUCAAGCCAUUCAGUGCUCAAACCAUCCAGGGCAGAACAUUCAUAGCAGCAGCAGCAGCCAGCAACGUCUUUCCUCCACCAAUUCCCACAUGGAUGAAGCUAAGAGUAUACAGGAAUAUAAUGAAGAAUCCAGUGCUGAAGUUCAUCAAAAGCAUUCAGAAAAAAACAGCAGAAAAAAGUUAAAUAAAAGCAGGAAAGAACAACAUUCAAAAGAUAUAAAAAGACCAACUGAAAUUUCAUCAGACACUUCCAGGAACUCUCAUAAACCUAAGGAAGCAUUUUCCAAAACUUUCCUCAAAUCCUGCGACAUACACUCACUCAAUUCUAUAGCUCCAUAUCCACACACUGGGCAAAAUGAAGUAUGUCGGAAAGGUAUACUCAAAAAGAGCAGCUCUUUCUCCUGCACCUCUUCUGCUGUGUCUCAAAACCAAGAAACGAAGCCAAACAUGAAGGGGAAGAACAUCUCAGCCUCCCAGAAAAAUGCAGAAAACUCUGCUGGCCUUUCCUGUAAACCAGCUGGAAUCAAGGCAGAAAAGUCAUCUCCUAGGUCUGUCAGGAUGGUUUCAAGAAGCAGGCCUAGCACGUUUUUGAGCACACGGGCAAGUCUGAGCUCCAGAAAUAUUCCAGGGGCUAAUGGAUAUAAUAUAGAUGGGCAUUCUGCAAAAUCAAGAGCUGAAGUGAUACAUACCCACCGUUCAACAGCCAGAGAAAAGAAUGGGAGGCACCACACUUCUGAGUACACAAUUCUUAAAGGGCAAGAUAGGAAAGUGUGUAACCCAGUUGAUCAGAAAAGGACGCUUGUAGAAAAUUCUCAAAAGCUGGAGCAAGAAAUGUGUGAUUCAGUGAUAAAAGGACUCCCAGAAAGUCACAGGGUCCGCUUCCAAAAGCUUCAACAUGGGUACAAUCCUGGAACCACUGAAUGGAAACCAAACAGCUUGGGUUGUUGGAGUCUGGAUAAUUUACGCGGUCCCUUUUCAGGCCCACCUUCACCAAUUGCUGCAGAAGGUAAAUGCCCUGAGCUUAUGCCGUGUCUCCAAGAGGGUCAGCACAUUCCUGUGAUCGUGUGUGGAUCGUCUUUUCUGUAUCACGUUUGCCAAGGGAUGGACCAAGACACACCGACCAGUUUGGUUAUGAAUGUAGACAGCAGUUUAGAGAAUCAAAAUGCACACCACCUUUUAAACCCCCUGCUCUCUUUGACUGAAUCAGGAGACGGUGAUGCAGUGGAGGAUCCCGGCAGCAGCCUGCCAAUACUGGACACUCUUACAGCAGAGCCGUGGGAGCAGCCCAUGGUAUGUAGCUCCCCUGCGCCUCCAGGUGGCUACAGAUGCCCAGCACCAGCAAGCUACCAGGGGAGAGAAACCUCCAAGGAGCAUGGCUCAGGGCCGCCUCAUGUGACCACAACGGUUUCCGAAAGCUUGGAAAGUGAAGAAUCAGACUUCGCCAUUUCCUCUCCCUCAAGCAGCUGGAGUGCCUGGUCAUUAGCCAGCAUCCAGAAGCAGAUGAGUGGAAAUGUUAAUGCUGUUCUAAAUCAGGAAGAAGAGAAUACUAACUCCAGAAUGGAUGUUCUUGUUAAGGAAGUUCUGAAUGUGAUGCAGAAAAAUAGCAUCUCACAAGAAGGAAGAGAAAUUGGUGAACACCGUGAAAAGCGAAGAUCUUCCGCUGAAGAGGACAAAGCAGAGAAGGGAAAUGAAAGUGGGGGGGUCUGUGCCAAACAAGUAGUUUAUUUUGCUCAGCUGUCCAUAUAAUUUUAGUUCACACCCCCAAACCUGAAGCAUGCAGAGGACUUACAGCCAGGUUUAAUGCACCAGAGUUAGUUCAUUUCUUGCCUCUUGGGAGAGUUUUAGAAAUGUCAAGGCAGCAAUUGCUUUGUUAGCUUGCAUCAGUGUUAUACCGUAUUUGUCAUGCACAUGGGGGUCAAAUCAUCAGCAUUAACAUUUCAAAAAUGCAUUUUUAAUAGUUAUCUCAAAUGUCAGUCUAGUCUUGCCCAGUGUCAAAAGGUUAUGCUCAUAUCAGUGGAAAACAAAUAUUUUGUAAUCAUAGUCAUAUCAUCUGGUGUAAAUAGCAUGCGGGCUCUGUUUUAUGUUGGCAAUUUUGAUAAUUGAUGUUAUGAGGGUUUUUGUAUUUUCCUGUAGUUUGGAAGCUGCCCAAGCACCCCAGGUCCAACCUUCUUUAUCUUAGUCAGCUAUGAUCUCCAUGGUCAGGAUUCUACUGUGGGCACACUUUCAUUUACACACCCUGCAGUGGAUUAGCAAUGUGCAUGAAUCGUGAUAUUGACAUGCGAUUCGGAAAACAUCCCUGGCCCCUUUAAACAGAGGAGAUUAGCUGCACACCUGCUCCUCUGCUGCUCAACGCUACUUCCUGAAUCAGCGGUCUUCCUCCCAGCUAUCUAAGGGCACCGGUGGUGCUGCCCUCAAGCAGUGCUGGCAUGCACAUAGCCCCGGGCAUGGUUAGGAAGGCCAGCAAGGGUGGAAAGACUGUAAAUAAAAAUUACCGUAAAACCUACAGGGUGACAUGAGGAAAACACAAAGCAGUCCCGUAAUCUGACACAGAAGACAAUGCCACAGAAGACAAUGCCCAAUUUGUCCUUUUAAUUUUAGUGGGACUACUUUGAAUAAUUCUCCUCAUCAGCCACAGACUGUCUGAAAUCAUGGAGCUGGAUUUUGAUUUUUAAGAAGUUUUGCCUUCACUGUUAAGAGAAAUUUACAUGAUCAAUUUCAGCAAGGAUCAGAAAUCCAAUGGCAAAAUAGACAAACAUGCCCCACCUUUAACGGAAAUGCUUUCAAUUUUAAUCUGCUUGCAAUUAAUUGGAAUUAAAGCAUUGUUUAACUUUGUUUGGAUUGUGGCCUAUGUCUGAUACCAUGCUUUCUAAUUAUCUCAUAAUUUGGAAGUACUCAACUGAGUGUUUUGUCAUUGUUUUUUAAUGUUAUUCCCAAAUUUGGUCUUUGAGUGAUAUAAUCUGGUAAAACUAAAGAAUGUAUCCAAGUAUAAAUUAAAGAAAAUUGUUUUCAUAAAGCA